Messenger RNA from Pollicipes pollicipes, 1440 nucleotides. It is a transcript of the gene ida, whose product is annotated as anaphase promoting complex subunit 5 ida. NCBI's taxonomy places the organism in Eukaryota, Metazoa, Arthropoda, Thecostraca, Pollicipedomorpha, Pollicipedidae. The record is from RefSeq and is a predicted model, not a curated record. Bases 1 to 1326 code for a protein of 441 amino acids. Gene Ontology annotation, cellular component: anaphase-promoting complex. The transcript has 3 exons. Gene Ontology annotation, biological process: anaphase-promoting complex-dependent catabolic process; protein K11-linked ubiquitination; positive regulation of mitotic metaphase/anaphase transition.
AUGGCCGGCGUAGACCUUCUGACGGCCGACCAGGGAGCGCGCCGGCCGGCCGUGGCGCCCAGCAGCGUGGUGGGCUUCUUCGUGCGCCGCAUGAGCCUGGCGCUGGCACGCCUGCCCUUUCAUGAAGUGACGCGCGUGUUUGCCGAGUUCGCGGCCUACCACGCGGCCGGCGACUUCCCGCCGGUGGGGGCGGCGGCCGAGCCGGACGACAUGGAGCUGGGGCCGGAGCCGGCCGAAGACGUGGCCGGUAAUGACGACAAUGGGCCGCCACCGGACGACAGCUGCAGCUGGGCCGGCCAGCGGCCGUCACGGCGCCAGGCCGAACUGCUCGUCUCCACCCAGAUGGAGCUGCUUCAGACCAACGAGAAGCUGGCGCUGCCGCCUGCACCGCUGCAGGAAGUGGCCGCCCGUCUGCUGCGCGACAACCCCGACCUGGCCGAGGCGCACUUUCUCAGCUUCCUCAACUGUCUGCGCGUGGGCGAGCUGUGUGGCGCCGUGCACAGCCUCUACCACAGCUUCGACCGGAUGGGCGCCGCCGCCGGCGGUGAGCCGUCGCGUGGCCUGCGGUACGCCGCGCUCAGCCUGGCGGCGCUGCACGCGCGCUUCGGACACCGGCGCGCCGCGCUAGCCGCCAUCCGGGAGGCGGUGACCAUGUCGCAGGACGGCAACGACAGCGUGUGCCUGCAGGAGGCGCUGACCUGGCUGUACAAGCUGGCCGACGACGAUGAGACCCGCGGCAGCCUCAUGCGGCACGCCAUCUCCAAGAGCGGCGAGCUGCAGCUGCACGAGCUGGCCUCGCUCGGCGUGCAGAACUACACCGAGCUGAUGGCGCAGUGCGGCGCGCGGCCCGCCGACGCCUUCCAGCAGCUGGCGCGCUCCGACCAGAUCAACUGCCAGCACUCGCUGCCGGCGCUGCUGGCGUCCGGGUACGCGGUGCGGGCGGCGCUCUGCGCCCUGUACGGCCGGCCCGGUCUGGCCUCGCUCUGCGGCCAGCUGCUGCUGUGUCUGGACACGGCCGGCGCCGGGCCGCACAGUGCGCCAGUCUGCGGUGAGCCCGUGGCGCUGGCCGCCGGUCAGCUGGCGCGCCAACUGGCCGCGCACGGCCAUUACGCGCGCGCCGACCAGCUGCCGCUGCUGGAUGAGUCCGCGCGGCUGCUGGGCCAGCUGGAGGCCUGGCUGCUGCUGAAGACCGUGCUUCACAUGCGCGCAGUCACCUGGCACGAACUGGGCGAUCGGGACGAGCGGAACGCGGCCGCCUCCCAGUACCGCCAGCUGGUGACGCAGCACCCGACCUUGGACGGUCGUCACCUGUUGCGCGUGACGUGACGCCGUCUGUCCGUGCCGACGGACGCCCGACACUGGCGCUGUCGCUCGGUGUGAAAAUGUCGCAUCUUUGUGAUCCGAGGCGUUUUUAAAGGCAAUGUUGAAAUAUGUACUUAC